Messenger RNA from Brassica oleracea var. oleracea, 764 nucleotides. RefSeq names its product 60S ribosomal protein L18a-like protein. Lineage: Eukaryota; Viridiplantae; Streptophyta; Magnoliopsida; Brassicales; Brassicaceae. The transcript is spliced from 4 exons. Bases 130 to 549 code for a protein of 139 amino acids. The record is from RefSeq and is a predicted model, not a curated record.
CAGACCAACCACGGAAACAGCCACGUGGCACGCGCAUACCUCAAAUACAUAAUAACCUUACAAAACUGAAAUCUUGUUUUCACCAUAAUCAGAGGAAGAUUGUUUUUGUUUAUUGAUCCGAAAAGAGAGAUGACCAGCGGCGGCGUAGUAGAAGACGAGAAAAACAGAUCAGUUGCGAAUGAUUAUCAACACCAGCAGCAGCCUCCUCAUCCUCCGCCGUUUCAAGGUGUCUCCAACUAUCCACCUCCUCAGCAGCAGCCACCUCCCCCCGGUUAUCCACAGCCAGCUCAGCCCUACGUCUCCGGUUAUGCUGUUAAUGGAGUAACAGAGCACGAUCGUCUUCCGUGUUGUGGAAUAGGCAUUGGUUGGUUAUUAUUCAUCCUUGGUUUCUUCUUCGGUGCCAUCCCCUGGUACAUCGGCUUUUUCCUUUUCCUAUUCUCUAGAAACCCGCGUGAGAAACCAGGAUACAUAGCUUGUGCAAUUGGAGCUGUUAUUGCUACGAUUUUCAUCGUUAUUGGAGCUGUAAGAGGAUCAGGGGCCUGGUCUUAAAGUGAAGACUUGACGCUCCUAAUCCGGUAGAGACCGAUUAGGGCGUUGAGGUACUGUUGUUGCAGAAGAAGAUUGUACAUGUGUGUUUAAGACCUCAAUGUAUAUUGUUUAAAGAUUACAGUCGACCAUGGCAUUUGUUUACUUACCAAAAAAAUGUUCAUCUCCAAACCGUAGUAAUGUGUUUAAAUUUUAAAAUUAUAUAUAUACAUAUAUGA